This is a messenger RNA of Ostrea edulis (European flat oyster), 1764 nucleotides long. RefSeq names its product G protein-coupled receptor 137Ba-like. The transcript is spliced from 7 exons. The record is from RefSeq and is a predicted model, not a curated record. Lineage: Eukaryota; Metazoa; Mollusca; Bivalvia; Ostreida; Ostreidae. The coding region runs from base 145 to 1425 and encodes 426 amino acids. Gene Ontology annotation, biological process: positive regulation of TORC1 signaling. Gene Ontology annotation, cellular component: lysosomal membrane.
CAAGGUCAUAGCUGUCAUGUGCUAAGAUAUUGCUCCGUUACUUCUGUUUGGGUUUUUUAUUUUUUUGGGCUGGUGACUUUUCUUUCUGAUCUGUAGAACCUGUAUAGAGGGGUUAAACAUGAAAGGAAAUGUGUGACCAUACACAUGCUCAGAGUUGUCAGAUGGUAUUCACAAAUGUCAUUAUUCCCGAGCGAAUCAAGGAAACAACUUAUGAGGGACAAUGUUAUUUCGAUGGGGAAGCAUACAGAGACGGGAUGGAUUAUCGAUACAGCAGAUUUCCCCACCGUUAAACCCGCUCUCGCUCCAACGACACAGUUGUCUCUGACGAUCACUUACAUAUCCCUGUACGGAUUUCUGUUUUUCUUCGUGCUAUGUCAGCUGUGGAUGAUAUGGUACUACAGACAUAAACGGUUCAGUUACCAGACAUGCUUCCUGUUCACCUGUCUGCUGUGGUCGGGAUUGAGAACGACUCUGUUUUCGUUUUAUUUUAAUAAUUGCAUUCUGGCAAACAAACUGCCCAUGUUUUUAAACUGGUUGUUUUAUUCCUUCCCGGUGUGUUUGCAGUUUAUUACUUUGUGUCUGCUUGUUCUUUUUUUUGGUCAGGUUGUAUUUAAGGCAAGAGCGAAAUAUGAGCCAAGUCGUUAUAAGAUUCCAUUCCGUUUGACAAUGGCUGUUGUUGUGCUGAUUUUCGUAGCCACCAAUGUGACGAGUGCUGUGCUGAUCAAUCACCAACAGCAGUACCAUCACUCCCUCCCUCUAUACAUCCUUGUUAUUCGUGUCAGCAUUAAUGGCGCGCUCUUCCUGUUGGCAGCCAUUGUUUUGUCUGUUUGUAUCUACAAAAUGAGGACCAUGUCCUCAUCUAAUGUGAUAUUAGAAGCCAAGGGAACAACUUUAUGUCAGUCACUGACUCUCUCCAUUUUAAUCAUUUUGUUGUAUGCCUCUCGUGCUAUAUACAACAUUCUAGCUGUGCUUUUAUUCAACAAAAUUCCAAGUUUUGGGUAUGGUUGGACCAAUGUGACAUCACAGGCAGACUUGGUCGAUUUGGACAGAGGAUAUGCUUUCAUCUCUUUUGGAGUCAUCCUUUUUGUCUGGGAAUUUCUUCCAACCUUUGUGAUAGUCGUGUAUUUUCGUGUCAAAAGACCGCAAACAAGUUUAGACCUGGUGGACUUGUCUAGUCGCAGCCAAAACAGCAGACAGUACUUCUUCGACAACCCACGUCGCUAUGACAGUGAGGAUGACCUCAGCAGAAAUGAUUUGACAAGAAGUAUCAACUCUUACCAUCCUAAUGGAGGUGCAGGUACACCCACCAGAAGCACCCCACGAGGGACCCCAAGGUUAUAUGGAUCUAUGCAUAGUGCUGCAGGCAGCUACUCCAACAAGUUAGGGGGAUUUGGAACUUCUCCAGUGACUACCAUCAAUGACUAAAAAGCAUGAAAAUAAUUUUCAUCUGUUUAACAUUAGAAAUGUGAAAAUAUUCUUGAUUUUGACUCGCAUUUUAUUUUAUAUAAAUCUCCACGAAAUCAGCUAAUACUUAUACUACUGAUGACAGGCAAUUUUCAGGAUUAAUGUAAUAGAUUGAAAGAAACAGUUUAGAAUUAAGUUACUAAUUUUGUCUGUAGACAUUAGUGAGUAAGAACACAAUAAUAUUCCUACUAUACCUUUUGAGACCUGGUCCUAGUACCUAUUGUCUGCCUUUUAAAAAUGUGAUAAAUCUUGUAUUGUAUGUCAUGUAUUUGAAUGUAAAUAAUUUAUGAUUCCACAGAA